CUCCUACCCGCCUACCAUACCUGCAAAUGUCAAUCACGAGGCAGUAGCGAUGACGAUAAUGAUUGCGUACGAAGCUAUCUACUUGCUACCCACCUACCCACCUACCCAGGUAGUUAUCAGUGUGUUUUACAAGACCAGGCAUUUCACAAAGUCAAUUGCUCUGCAACAAGCCAGCUACUAGCAACAAAUCCAAUUGGUCGCACGUCGCACAAUGGCUACACCAUGGAUUCCCCGACUGCAUCUCUGGGAGAUCGACGAUCAGCCGUGGUUCCCCUCCUUCCUCCGCAGCUACGUCCAGGUCGGCCUAACGCACGCCUGGACCACGCACCUCCCGCUGCUGCAACCCAGCAGCCCCGCCACCCUCGUGGCCGCGAUCCUGCGGCGCGUGCUCGGCGCAUCCGUGUCGCAGCACACUUACAUCGACUUCUGCGCGGGCGCGGGAGGUCCCACGCCCUUCAUCGAGCGAGCGCUGAACCAGCAGCUCUCCGACUCUACCUCCACCAAUACCGCCACCACCAACACCACUACUUCUCCCACCGCGCCUAGUUACGCCGCCGUCGCCGACCCCAAAACCGCAUCCGCCACCGCCGUAGACUUCGUGCUUACGGACUUGCACCCGAACGUCGAGUCCUGGGAGGCCGCGAGCCAGCAGAGCGAGCACCUGAGCUACAUCGCACGUCCUGUCGACGCUUCCGCGGCGCCUGCCGAGCUUCUGGCCCAAUACGGGAAGGAGACCAAGAACGGCAAGGGGAUAUUCCGGCUCUUCAACCUGGCGUUCCACCACUUCGACGACACGCUCGCGCGCGCGAUCCUGAAAAACACGCUUGAGACCAGCGAGGGGUUCGGUAUCUUCGAGCUCCAAGAGCGCACCCUCUGCGGCUUCACCACCUGCAUCCUCUUCGGCGUCUUCAUCCUGCUGAUCGCGCCCUUCCUAUACUGGUGGUCCCCGCUGCGUCUCCUCUUCGUCUACCCCUUGCCCGUCGUCCCUUUCGUCCUCGUCUUCGACGGCCUCGUCUCCUCGCUGCGCACCCGCACCGCCGACGAGGUCGAGGCCCUGCUGCGCACCUGCGGCGCCGACUGCGACGGCUGGGAGGUCAGGAGCGGCCGCGAGCGCUUCCUCUGGCCUUGCGGAUACUUGGGCUGGGUUAUCUGCACUAAGAAGGCGACUGCGUUGACGUGAAGACUCAAGAGGGACGGCGUUGUCGGUUCUUGGAAGGAAUUCGGGCCGCUGGGUAGGAUAGGAUAGGUUCAAUUUCGGCACGAAAAGCCAGGAUAUCUAAGCAUGACAAAAUAACGCAUUGGGCUUUCCUGCUUACAUAUACCAGCUCGGAGCAUUUCCGCUGUAAUUUAUAAUACAACGUGAGAUCUUAGAAAUAGCACCUGGAGACCUAGAAGGAUCGUGCAGUAGACCCUAGAUCUAGGCUGGCCAGUUGUAUUCCUUGUUGUUGAGGUUACCUAUAUCGGUCAUCAAGGUUAUAUUCUACACUAGUAGAUUACAUGGAAUCAAAUCAUUGCAGCCAGGCUGC
Molecule: messenger RNA, 1526 nt
Organism: Annulohypoxylon truncatum
Lineage: Eukaryota; Fungi; Ascomycota; Sordariomycetes; Xylariales; Hypoxylaceae
Exons: 5
Coding region: 212-1180 (322 amino acids)
Source: RefSeq, a predicted model, not a curated record